Bursaphelenchus xylophilus (pine wood nematode) is the source of this 9121-nucleotide messenger RNA. NCBI's taxonomy places the organism in Eukaryota, Metazoa, Nematoda, Chromadorea, Rhabditida, Aphelenchoididae. The record is from the annotation of a GenBank genome assembly.
AUGUCUUGCCCCGCUGAUUCGGUUGUAUGUUUGUUUGGAGAAAUAAAUCGUCUAUUUCUAUUGUCUACUGUUGUAUUCUGGUCAACUCGACGAGUGUUGGUGGAGGCUGCGAUCGUGAGUGUCUUAUCGAAGUUGUUGCCUUGGGCAUAGUUAGUCGUUUGUCAUUGUGUUCGUAUAUGGUUUGGGAUCUUACGUUAGGAAGAACUAGAAUAGGGACCCCUUAUACACGUGCUCUAACUCAGCUCGUGACAUGGCGACCACGGCAGGAUGCGAGCCAAAAAUCGUCUUUUAAAUUAACCCUACGUUCGCUAAUUAUGCCUUUUUAUUGACAAAUUGACAAGACCGUUUCCAAUCCUUUGUUUGCUCACAUGGCGCACACUCUUAUCAAGAAUAUGAAUCCACAAUUAGGAGGUCCUCAACGCCCCUUUUUACCUUGUUAUUACUUCGAGAAUGUCAAACUGGACUCUGUUUUAGAGACCUAAAUGGAUGGGCGAGAUACGACGCUGGUUUCUGAUUGUGGUUACUUUGGGUGUUUUCUACUGGUUAUGUUACGUUCAUUACACCAGCCUUACGUACGUAAAUGGAAGGUUUUAUAACGGUAAGUUGAGUGAUAACACAAGGAAGUUUCUUGUUUGUUUUCGAGGUUUUUUUGCAAGCAAGUGUCAGAUUUUCUUUAAAAUUUGGACAAAAGCCGGGCCUGGGUGACUUGUCUAUUUCAAAAAGUUUUAGCCUGAGCUUUCUAGAGGCGGUUAAAAUAUUUCAUGUAUUCUGUCGAAAGCGUAUGCGAAAUGCGAGGGUGGUCAGAGAAAACCCACUUUUUAGCCGUAUCUCCGCAAAUUCUACGCGGAAAACUUGAUUUUUUUGUAGAACUGCUACCCUCAAAUAAGGAAAAAAAUUUUUAUUUGUUCUAUGUAGGCUAGGCCUAUUUAAUUAAAAAAAUUUCAACCUAAACGGCAAUGAUAAUCUUGUUGUUUCAGAGUACCUCUCCAACUUCAAAAAGCAUAAAAAUGUGGCUCACCUCAACUGCUCACGAUAUUUCAGACCCAAUUCGUCGGAAAUGAGGUCCUACCAGAGAAUUGGAGUGCUUGAUCCAGAAGAAUUGUCGAUGGAUUGUCAAGAGAUUAGACGACGGAGGACCUUUGCUUCUAACGUAUAUCCUGAGGAAGUUGGGUUCGAGCUGGCGAUAGUCAAGGCUGUUUAUAAAGUGAGUUUUGAGGUCUAGAGGUAGUCAUCAAAUUUAGAGCGUUCAGGUUUUUUAUAAGAUUUUUGAAUCGAAUUCUGAUCUAACGCUAGCUUAACAAAACUUUAGCCUUCAAAUUGAAGUGUUGGAGGCCUCUUUUUCAUCGCAUCUACGUUCGUUUCAGGACUACAUUUUCCAUGAAUCCGAGAUCUCCGCUAUUUACAGUCCCAACAAUUUUUACUGUUAUGUCCUGGACAGUAAAGCCGACAAAUUAUUCAAGACUCGUUUAAGAUCCUUGGCCAGUUGCUUUGAGAAUUUUAUAGUCCCGGAUAUGGAAUUUGACAUGACCUCUGACGGAACGAAUAUAAUUCCCGCGCAACAUCAUUGUCUGGAGUUGUUGUUAUCCAAGAAAUGGGAGUACGUAUUCAUGCUUGAGGUAGGCCGAGUAUUACUUUUAACAUAGUAUUUUGUGAGCUUUAGAACAACGACAUGAUGAUAAAAACAAAUCGAGAGCUAGUCAAGAUUCUGAGACUUUAUGAUGGUGCUAAUGAUGUGAGUGCAAGCAGUUUGAAAAGGCUAACACAACGUCGCGUAAAGUAUGCGAAAGAAAUGGAUUUGAGUUUGAAGAAUUUACGGAUCUUUAGAGAUGGUGAGUUCUACUUCCUUUAUAAGAAAGCCAAAAAGCAAAAAAUUAUAAAUUUUAUCCCUCCGGGAUAACCGUUCAACAUCUCCGAUGUCGCUGAAAAAAUGCGAACUAAAUAAUACUUUCUGGAAAUGAUUUCCAGCUUGUCCAAACACGAAAACUUUUCUUGUUAUACGUUUUUUGUCUCGAUGUAGCGCAAGAUUCAUAAAAAUGCGGAAUUUGUAACGACUGUUUAAGCCGUUAUAAAAUCAAGUCAAAAUUUUCAAAUUGAUCCUUUUAUACGCGACUUUAGCCUAUAUUUUUUAGUUUAUUCUUACAGAACAUUUAAAUUUAUAGUAUUCACAGAUGUUUUCAGUCACAAAUCUUAAUGUUUUUUUACAUUAAUCACUAUGUACUUGCUGUGCCUACCAUAACGUAUUAUUUGUACUUUUUAGCCUCUCUGAACCUUCCAAAUGUUAGUCUGAAGCCGAUCAAGAGUCUGACUCAAUCAACUUUUUCCUACGCAGCCGUUCAUUACAUGUUCAAUGCCCUCAACUUGGAAGUAUUCAAGAAUAUCACGAACCAAGGGCGUUUUACUCAAGAAUUAUUUGUUGCCACUUUGAAUGCGAAUGAAGUGCUGAAAAUUCCCGGAGGCUUUACAGAGAAAUGUCGGGAUACGACGGCUGCAAUGACAAGGUGAGACUAAAUCUAUGACACGGUUACUGGGCGAGCCGUUUUGGAAUUUCCAAGAUGGGAUAGGCAAAAACAAAGUGCUUAGUGGGUCGCCGAUCUUCUUUUUGCUAUUGUCUUGCCAAGGCGUAGGGUGCGACAAGAGAAAACAAUGGCUGUGAUUAAUAUAGUAAUCUUAUAAUCCAUAAACACCCAUGUUUUUCCGGUUUAAGUUUUUUGGCCACAUGAAGAUAAGAGCUCCAAUUUUAUCAAAGAAGAAGCAGCUGUUUCAUCAAAAUCUGCAAGUAUACUAGCAUAGAAAUUCUAAAAUCUUUUGAAGGCCAUGUAAAGUCCCGCCUUUGUCAUUCCCGACCUUUGAGACAUGGAUUUCUGCUAAUCCUAGUAUCGAAAACUUUUUUAUCUGUAUAUAAUCAAAGACGUUCUGUUUUCUAUUAUAAAUUUUAUCUAGACUACAUUGCAAGACCACAAAUUUUCGAUAACUGAACAUUUUUCUUUGGAUCCCAUAAUAGACUCAAACUCUGAAUGAUAAAGGAUCUCUUUAUUACUCCACAUUCUCCAACGUCUAAACAAGAGUUCCUCCCCAGAACCUCAAUAAAUCAUUCUUUUUUGUUAAUGAAAUCACCUGUCAAGGCCCCAGACCAUACCUCCUCUAUUAUACAUAAUAUUUCAGAUUUACCAAAUGGCGAGAGCGCCGCGGAUGUCGCAGUCGAAAAAUGCGUCAUCAAAUUUGCAUAUUGGACAUGAACGAUCUCCAUGAAAUGGCCAGAAGCCCCAGAUUUACGGCCAAUAAAAUGCUGCAGGAGUUUGAUUUCGGAGGGAUCAGCUGCUGGCAUGAAUACAUUUACAAUCGACAGCAUUCCUCUCAAGAGCUGAGGAUCAACGAGGCCAUCUACUUAAAUGUACCUCAUGUGAAAUAUCAUCGGCUAAAGAAGAAGGGAACGUUGAGAUCAGGCCAACAUUUUAAUUGUUCUCUUCUAAAGGAGCGAACGGCAUAAUGUCAUAAUUUAUUGGUUGGUGUAUUAUGGGUAUUUGUUGUAAUUUCAAGCUUUGUUUUUACGAAAAAUAAAAGUUUUAAAAGAAUUUGUUAUGCUAAAGGUUUCUUGCUGCAUCUCUUUAACGAAAUCCAAACGUACCAUACGUUAUAACAAAGUAUUGUGUUGUGGCUAACGGUAAGACACAUAUGAAAGCCUAUGUCCUACAGUACGAUACAAGCAAAAUUCACAAGCAAAUAUUAGAAAGUUCAGUUUUUUCUGUUGACAUAAACUCAUUCCACAAGACUUUUAAAUUUCAGAUGCACAUUGACAGCUGAAACUCCGAAUUCUUAAAGAAGCGAAAUCCAGCCAGUCCUCUUUGAAACCAACAAACUGUCAGUCCCUUUAUGCUAUGUUAAACAUGAUUUUAGUAACCCUCGUACUUGCCUCGCUUUUACUGAGCUCUGAGGCUAAACACCAUUACACGGCGGACGAGAUCAAGGAUCUCAGAUGCCCGCAAUGCUUGGAAGUUCAGGACGGGGAUUUCUCUGAGUUCUUUGUGGUCUAUGAAUUGUAAGUGCUCGUCAUUCCAAGGCUUAAUAUGCCUAAAUAUACGUUGAUUUAUGUCUCUAUUUUCAGCGGAGAUGCCGAUUACCUAAGCCGGAGUAAGUCUAUGUAAAAUUGGCCAAAUCGUAUUUUACCUACAUACAUACAAGCUAUGAAUCUUAACUAGACAAUUUCAGCCAACAUUGAGAAAGAAAUGGAGCUGGGCGAUAAGUUGUACGCACAAGCAAUGUAUCGUCUUUUUGAGUACCCCGUCUUUAUCAAGGAUGACUUUGAGCCGUUUCUGGUUGAAUGCAACAAUGAAGGGCAGCUGAAAAUGUCUCAGACGUAAGAAUAGACCCAUAGGGGAUGUAGUGAAGACAUGUUUUUACCGCCUCACACAUUUCCCUCUAACUUAAAAGACACUUCGCGAGUUGCUGAAGCAGGCUCAAAUGGGGGUCUGCCCUAGAAUUUGACCCCCACUUUUUUCUGUCUCAACUGAUGACAUAUAGCCUGAUAAACAACUUGGUGAAUUUUUUUCGAAAAAUUCGUCAUCAUGACCGAGAUAUGACAUAUUUAUUGAAUUUUGUCUAAUGUGACAUAUUGUGUUAAUUUAUCGCCGAAACAUCGCAGAACUGAGUACACAUACGUUAUAGGCCAUGCUGAACAACUUUGUAAUUGACCCCAAGUUUGUCAGGUUACUGUAACAUACCGUAACGCCCAUGCUCGAUCAAUAAAUUUCGAUUUUCUCGAUUUUUUUCAAUAAUUUUCUCGGAUUUUUUUUGCAUUUUUGAAAUCAGCAUCAAAUUCUGCAUCGGAUAGGCUAUAUGCGCAUCUCCAGAUAGGUGUACAAAAAUGUCGUGGCGCAACCGGUAGUGGGUCGGACUACCAUUCAAAAGGUCGCUGGUUCGAGUCCGGGUGGAAGCAUAAAUUCUCAAAAGCGCUGGAAAUUGUACCAAAACAGUUUUAAUCUAUUGGACCUGUGGUAAAAAUAAAUAAUAAAUAACAUUGUUCCCUAAAAAGACUAAAUUUUUGAUUUUACGAAAUUUUUGAAAAUCAUGAUUUUUGUGGGCCCAAAUCUGCCGAAAAAAUGAAAAUUUUUUGUAAGCGAUUUUUUUGUUUAGAAACAACGCAUGGCACAUAGAAAGACUAUUCCUCAAAGGAUUUCGUUCAGUUUUGCCCAAAACACCAAAAAAUUUUCGUAUUUUGGUAUUUGACAAAAAAUUGAAGUAAUGACUUUCAGGAGUCCUUACGCCGAAUCGUUUCCAAUUUUAUAGAGCAGUAUUUUGCGCUGCUUUCAAAUAUCUUUCUAAUAGCCGCGGAAAAAUUUCUACAAAAAAUUUUACAUUUGAAAAUUUGUAGAUAUUCACAUAUUUCAUGAUGUUACAGUAUUCAAUCUUGUAAAAUUUGCUAAAAAUUCGACUCCCCAUAGUGGAAAACAUGUGUAUCCACGUUUGAAUGACGUCACUUCGGCUUACUGGGUUCUGGCGGUGCUCUCCGAUUAAAACGAAAAAGUUCAACUUUUUGGUGUUUUGGGCAAAACUGAACGAAAUCCUUUGAGGAAUAGUCUUUCUAUGUGCCAUGCGUUGUUUCUAAACAAAAAAAAUCGCUUACAAAAAAUUUUCAUUUUUUCGGCAGAUUUGGGCCCACAAAAAUCAUGAUUUUCAAAAAUUUCGUAAAAUCAAAAAUUUAGUCUUUUUAGGGAACAAUGUUAUUUAUUAUUUAUUUUUACCACAGGUCCAAUAGAUUAAAACUGUUUUGGUACAAUUUCCAGCGCUUUUGAGAAUUUAUGCUUCCACCCGGACUCGAACCCGGGACCUUUUGAAUGGUAGUCCGACCCACUACCGGUUGCGCCACGACAUUUUUGUACACCUAUCUGGAGAUGCGCAUAUAGCCUAUCCGAUGCAGAAUUUGAUGCUGAUUUCAAAAAUGCAAAAAAAAUCCGAGAAAAUUAUUGAAAAAAAUCGAGAAAAUCGAAAUUUAUUGAUCGAGCAUGGGCGUUACGGUAUGUUACAGUAACCUGACAAACUUGGGGUCAAUUACAAAGUUGUUCAGCAUGGCCUAUAACGUAUGUGUACUCAGUUCUGCGAUGUUUCGGCGAUAAAUUAACACAAUAUGUCACAUUAGACGAAAUUCAAUAAAUAUGUCAUAUCUCGGUCAUGAUGACGAAUUUUUCGAAAAAAAUUCACCAAGUUGUUUAUCAGGCUAUAUGUCAUCAGUUGAGACAGAAAAAAGUGGGGGUCAAAUUCUAGGGCAGACCCUCCUUCCACAACUGGCGAAGUCUCUUUUAAAACACGAUUUCUGAGUGAGUGUAGCAGCCCUUGACAUAGAAAAUUUCGACCUCGGGUUUUUUGCCUUAAUGUGACCGACAUCAUCCUAAAAACUUAUUGGCAAAACGGUUUUGCCUACUUCCGCCGUUAACAUAGUUGUUUUUACAAUUUAUUGUUUAUACAGUAAUCCACAAUAAUUCAGUAAUGACCACACAGAUAUUCAUGAAAUUGUGUAUACUGAUGUUUUCGAAGUCGUAAAUUUCAAAAAAAGUGGUUUUGACUCAUUAGGAUUACUGUAACAUACCAAACUGCCGAUUCGGCCGCCAAAAAUCGGCCGUAAAAACUUUGUUUCUGAAAACCCACAGCUGAUUUUUACAUAUGUUAAUCAGCAUAAAAUUCUGCCCUAUAAACGUUAAAAAAAAGUCCAAAAAGUGGGGCGGCAUUUUUCAUGGUAUAGUGGUUUUGGGUCAGAACUACCAAUCCAGCGUCCCGAGUUCGAGUCCGCCUGGAUGCAAAAACCAAAAAUAAAGCGUAAAUUAGCUUUGAUGUGGUCUUGGGGUCUGUAUGAGGGAGACUGAAUAAUUUUAGGCAUAGAUGAUACCCCUAUUUGAGAUAAAAAUGGAUUUUAUAUAAUUUUAGAUGAUAAAUUCGCGAAAAAAUAAAACGUUUUCAAAUCGCUUGAAAUUGAUACCAGCUCUUCUAGGAAUAAUUCUAAGAAACUUUUCCGUUAGCUUUUUUUGAUUGCUUACUGUACCAUGGAGUACUGUAACAUUAAACCCGAUUUAGUUUUUCACAUACCACAGAGCGCAGAGACAUCGGACUAUCACUAUAAUGAUAGAAAUGGUUAAGAAUGAGUCGGUUGGAACACCAAAAUGUUUCUAUGGCCGUACGAUUCAAAAGACCUGAGAAAUCUCCCGAAGUUUCACCAAUUAACGAUGAUAUGAAUACACACUGGAAUAGAGAUGGAAUUUUAUUUUAAAUAUGCAGCGCGUAUGGUUUCGACCGUUUAGAAAAGCUAACCAAAAAAAAUCAAAAUUUCAUUUGAAGAAUUUAGAAGAAAACCACGGUUAAGGAAAAAAAGUUUUAUGUUACAGUAUUCCAUGGUACAGUAAGCAAUCAGAAAAAGCUAACGGAAAAGUUUCUUAGAAUUAUUCCUAGAAGAGCUGGUAUCAAUUUCAAAUGAUUUGAAGACGUUUUAUUUUUCACGAAUUUAUCAUCUAAAAUUAUACAAAAUCCAUUUUUAUCUCAAAUAGGGGUAUCAUCUAUGCCUAAAAUUAUUCAGUCUCCCUCAUACAGACCCCAAGACCACAUCAAAGCUAAUUUACGCUUUAUUUUUGGUUUUUGCAUCCAGGCGGACUCGAACUCGGGACGCUGGAUUGGUAGUUCUGACCCAAAACCACUAUACCAUGAAAAAUGCCGCCCCACUUUUUGGACUUUUUUUUAACGUUUAUAGGGCAGAAUUUUAUGCUGAUUAACAUAUGUAAAAAUCAGCUGUGGGUUUUCAGAAACAAAGUUUUUACGGCCGAUUUUUGGCGGCCGAAUCGGCAGUUUGGUAUGUUACAGUAAUCCUAAUUAGUCAAAACCACUUUUUUUGAAAUCUACGAGUUCGAAAACAUCAGUAUACACAAUUUCAUGAAUAUCUGUGUGGUCAUUACUGAAUUAUUGUGGAUUACUGUAUAAACAAUAAAUUGUAAAAACAACUAUGUUAACGGCGGAAGUAGGCAAAACUGUUUUGCCAAUAAGUUUUUAGGAUGAUGUCGGUCACAUUAAGGCAAAAAACCCGAGAUCGAAAUUUUCUAUGUCACGGCCUAACUAAAGGCUGCUUCACUGACUCAGAAAUCGUGUUUUAAAUUGAUUUCAAACGCAAAAAAACAUUUUUUAGAAAAGACAAGAACGGUGAUUUCAAAAUCAUCCCCACAGAUCCAAAUCUCGCACGAAAUCGUUCCGAAUAUUGUUUUGAGACAACCAAACGUGACAUCGACCAGUCAAAGGCCUUCCUCUACAAAGGUUUGUAUGUAACCAGCCCGACUGUCGCUUAUAAUGUGAGCACAAUUUGCACGGGAACCAAGACCAUUGAAAUGAAGCAAUUCUUGAAAGAAGCCAGUAAUUCUGGAGCUACAAUGCCUUCCGAAGAUGAUUUUACGGAGUGCUUCGUAAGUUACACAAAUUUAUUGUAGGUUUAAUUUAUUUAUUCAGGUGUUUGUGAGUCAACAAACCCGGUUUUGCAUAAUUUUUUGGAUUACAAAUGUCUAGUUUGAUAUUCUGAAAGAAAGAAGCCAUUUUAGGAUACAACGAAGAACUUUACUUGCGUUUAUGAUGUGGAUAGUACCGACAAAUUCCACAAAUUGGAAGGCCGUUCCCAUCCGACGUACAUGAGAAAUGGCUUGAUCGUUUAUGCUGGGUGUAAUGGGAAGAGAUGCGCGUAUUUCAUAUAUGAUACGGUUACUGGGUGAGUUCCACAGAGGAGUUCUCAGCUAUUAAUGAAAUUUGAAUAUCGCUAUUGAUGACUAAAUCUUAUUUUAGACUCGACUGGUACUUGCCAGACAGCAUAAAAUUCGCCAAGGAACACCUAAAAGGGAUGCACACAAUCGAUCUGCUGAUCCCUUUGAUCCAACCAACUGAUAAGUUCAUAACCAGCUCCAGAAGAUACCAAAACGAGACUUCUGAUGCCACUGGUACGAAGAAGAUAACAACUACCACAGAGAAGGCGGCUAAAACAACCAAGAAGGAGGAGACCAAAACAGCGGAGAAAACUACAAAAAAGUCGACCGACAAAAGUGGAGCCUUUGAGAUCACUGCAAAUCUUUUUCUCAUCUCCUUUAUGGCCAAAUUGUUGGUGGUUUGA